Molecule: messenger RNA, 2299 nt
Organism: Chanos chanos (milkfish)
Lineage: Eukaryota; Metazoa; Chordata; Actinopteri; Gonorynchiformes; Chanidae
Gene: papss2a
Product: 3'-phosphoadenosine 5'-phosphosulfate synthase 2a
Exons: 13
Coding region: 135-1982 (615 amino acids)
Biological process (GO): 3'-phosphoadenosine 5'-phosphosulfate biosynthetic process; sulfate assimilation
Molecular function (GO): ATP binding; sulfate adenylyltransferase (ATP) activity; adenylylsulfate kinase activity
Source: RefSeq, a predicted model, not a curated record
UGCUACGUGUCUUGGAAGUCUCUUAAAAACCCUCUCCACUCAAUUAGUCCGUGCCAACUACCGACAAAACGUAACUGAAGACACACAUCUUGCUCCUCUGUCGCUGUAAGUCUGCGGUGUAACACAGAUCUACAAUGUCCGAGAUCAAGCAGCAGCGCACGGAAGAUCAGAAAAGGGCCACUAAUGUGGUCUAUCAAGACCACCAUGUGAGCCGCAGUAAAAGAGGACAGGUUGUGGGGACCAGAGGGGGAUUCCGAGGUUGCACUGUGUGGCUCACAGGUCUAUCAGGAGCAGGUAAGACCACUGUGGGCUUUGCACUGGAGGAGUAUCUGGUUAAUCACAGCAUUCCCUGUUACUCACUGGAUGGAGAUAACAUCCGUCAUGGACUCAACAAGAACCUGGGCUUCAGCGCCGAAGACCGCGAGGAGAACAUUCGCCGAAUCGCUGAAGUUGCUAAACUGUUUGCCGAUGCUGGCUUGGUCUGCAUCACCAGCUUCAUCUCACCCUUCACUAAAGACCGUGCAAAGGCUCGGCAGAUCCAUGAAAGGGCGGGGCUGCCAUUCUUUGAGGUGUUUGUGAAUGCACCCUUGGAGGUGUGUGAGAGUCGUGAUGUAAAAGGGCUCUACAGAAAAGCAAGAGCUGGGGAGAUUAAAGGCUUCACUGGUAUCGACUCUGACUAUGAGCAGCCAGAAGCCCCUGAGUUGGUUUUGAAGACAGGAGAGAUCACCGUGAACGAGUGUAUUCAGCAGCUGUUAGACCUACUGAAAGAACAGGGUAUCAUUCCCACUGGGGUCGUGGAAGAGGUCAAUGAACUCUUUGUGCCUGAGAACAAGCUUGAGCUUGCACAAGCUGAGGCCAGCAAGUUGCCUACAAUCAGCAUCACCAAGGUGGACCUCCAGUGGAUACAAGUGUUAGCUGAGGGCUGGGCCAGCCCCCUGAAAGGUUUCAUGAGGGAGAGAGAAUAUCUACAAGUCCUACACUUCAAUAACCUGCUAGAUGGUGGUGCUAUCAACAUGUCCAUACCAAUUGUCCUGCCGGUCACCACAGAAACCAAAGAGCGUCUGAACGAGAGUGCAGCUGUGGCGUUAGAGUACCAGGGUCGCCGGGUGGCCAUAUUGCGAGACCCAGAGUUCUUUGAACACCGUAAAGAGGAGCGCUGUUCACGGCAGUGGGGCACCACCUGCCCCAAACAUCCCCACAUAAAGAUGGUGAUGGAGAGCGGUGACUGGCUGGUGGGUGGUGACUUGGAGGUACUGGAAAGAAUCAGAUGGAAUGAUGGACUGGAUCAGUACCGCCUCACCCCAAAAGAGUUAAAACAAAAGUUUAAGGAGAUGAAGGCAGAUGCUGUGUUUGCCUUUCAGCUGAGGAACCCGGUGCAUAAUGGCCAUGCCCUGCUGAUGACGGACACUCGUCGACGUCUAGAAGAACGUGGGUAUUGCAGGCCAGUGCUCCUGCUUCACCCUCUAGGAGGCUGGACAAAGGACGAUGAUGUGCCGCUAGAUUGGAGGAUGAGGCAGCAUGCGGCUGUGUUAGAGGAGGGAGUCUUGGACCCUACUUCUACCAUUGUGGCCAUAUUCCCAUCCCCUAUGAUGUAUGCUGGACCCACAGAGGUGCAGUGGCACUGUCGGGCAAGGAUGAUUGCUGGGGCUAGCUUCUAUAUUGUGGGCCGUGAUCCCGCUGGAAUGCCCCACCCAGAGACUGGAAAGGACCUUUAUGAGCCAACUCAUGGAGGUAAAGUCCUAUCCAUGGCCCCUGGACUCACUUCAGUGGAGAUCAUCCCCUUCCGAGUUGCAGCUUACAAUAAGACCAAAAGAGCCAUGGACUUCUAUGACAAGGAAAGACAUGCUGAUUUUGAGUUCAUCUCUGGGACCAAAAUGAGGAAGCUGGCACGGAGUGGAGAAAACCCUCCAGAUGGUUUCAUGGCUCCAAAGGCCUGGAAGGUUCUGACUGAGUACUACACCUCCCUACAGAAAGACCAGUAAUACAGUUCCAUCAGUCCUGCCAGCAUUGAGCUACAAAACCAGAGCUGUCAAGAUUUAUAAUUAUUCAUUAUCAGUACAUUCCAGUAAAUCAGUAAGAAUUGAAGUCUUGCACUUUUAGCCUUGUUCUCCCUAGAUAAAUCAUAGCCUGGAAUGUCAUUUCCCCAAAUUCAAAAAUAUCGUUAGUAGGUAAAAAGCACUUGGCUACUGAUAUGUUCCACACCAUAUAAAGUUAUGUCACAUUAAGUACAUCUAAUGACUUGCUCCAAAACCUAAUUAUGAAAAAGCAAAAAGUCAAAGAUCUGUGUUCCUCAAUGCAA